GAUCGAUACGUAAUAACAUUCGGACAAACAUCGUGACUGUAGAAGGAUAUCGAUAUUCCGAUUCGGCAAUGGUUUAAUAUUCAAAAUAUCUAUGAAUAAAAGUGUGACAAUAUGCGGAAAGGUGUGCAUAUUUGCCCGAUGAUAGUGUUAUAUCGUUCGUAUGUUUGUAUGUUUUGAGAAAUGGUAUUCAAACUAUUGAUUUUGAGAGGAAGAACCUUCACACUACUCUUGAGCUCCAAAAAAUUCUGUUUUAUAUUACUGUCGCUGCUUUUUUUGUGUUUUCUUUUCUUGGAGAAGGAACAAGAAGCGUUUGAAAAUAUAGUCGUGAAAGAAACCCUCAAAUUCAAGAAAUAUGACGGGAGCUGGAGGAAUCUAUCUGACAAAGAGAAAAGUCGAUUGUCAGUGCUUGGUCGCAUAUUGUACUUGGAAGAAGAGCGACCGCCUCAGAAGGACCGACAAUUUCAGGUUCUAUUCUGGAAAUAUGGAAAAUACGUCACGAACAGACAUUUGAACUUCUACACUAAAGAGAAACACAACCCCUUACAAGACUGCUCAGUCAAUAACUGCAAGUUCUCCUUUGAUGAUCGUGACCUUCACAAAGCAGAUCUUGUGGUCUUCCACCUUCACAGGACUAAAGGCCUCGAAGAUCUGCCCUCGGAACACAAAAAAGACCAGAUCUGGACCUUCCUGACCGACGAGAGCCCUCACCACACCUUUCUUGGCUCAAAGCUGAAGAUCCAACUCUUCAAUGGAAAAUUCAACUGGUCCAUGUCAUACAGAAUGGACUCCGACAUACCGGUACCUUAUGGCAGAACCAGAAAACUGGCAACGACCGUAGGGUUCGAGACGGAGGAGCUGUUUGAAAAAAGAAGGGACAAGCUGGUGACCAUCCUAGGCUCAAACUGCGGCGGCAAGAACCAUCGCUGGCAGUACGUGAAAAAAUUGAACAUGACCAUACCUGUGGAUGUUUACGGAGGUUGUGGCAAUAAGACGGCAUGUCCAGGACAUUUCAAAAGCGAUUGCCCAGCUAUCAACAAAUACUUGUUCUAUCUCUCCUUCGAGAACUCUGAUUGCAGGGAAUACAUAACUGAAAAAGUGUUCUGGAAUGGCUACCACAAAAACUCAAUUCCUGUAGUGAUGGGAUACAAUAAGAAAACAUAUGAAAAACUACUGCCACCAAAUUCUUUCCUCCAUGUAGACGACUAUGCAAGUCCAAGUGAUCUGGCUCGUAUGAUCCUAUCCCUCAAUGAAACAGGGAAAUUCAUGGAUUAUUUUCAAUGGAAAAAAAACUACGAGGUGGUUAACGAACACGGAUACUUCAAGAGUAAAUCUUACCAUUUAUGCAGAAUUUGUGAAGCUUUAAAUUUCAAUAAUAGAACUUUGAAGGUUUAUGAUAAGUUGGAGGAUUUUUGGAGCGAAAACAGAGAUUGUAGUGACGUAUGAGGGGCCAAAUUGUUAGUUCUGUUGCUCCAAAUCCCAAAUGUUUCCAUAUAUUUAUAUAUUAUUGAGUCUGUGAAUGUUAGUAUCCUAAUUUUAUAUAUCUUUACCAGUAUUGUAAAAUUACAACUUAUUUACCAAAGAAACGAAAUUACGUCGUUAAAUAAUAUCCAAGCA
Coccinella septempunctata (seven-spotted ladybird) is the source of this 1614-nucleotide messenger RNA. RefSeq names its product alpha-(1,3)-fucosyltransferase 7-like. The record is from RefSeq and is a predicted model, not a curated record. The transcript is spliced from 5 exons. Lineage: Eukaryota; Metazoa; Arthropoda; Insecta; Coleoptera; Coccinellidae. Bases 181 to 1443 code for a protein of 420 amino acids. Gene Ontology annotation, cellular component: membrane. Gene Ontology annotation, molecular function: alpha-(1->3)-fucosyltransferase activity.